AUGUUGCAUGAUACGAGCCAAGUUUCAGUGAACAAAAAUGACAAUAAAACCAAAGAUGCGUUAGGUAAUUCUGACGAUUCUGUAUCUGAUUUAAGUCACGAAUUUGCAUUAUUAAACGAUAAUAAAGAAGCAGCAAAUUUUGAUAUAAUAGAAGAUAACAAUAUACUGAUUCCAAUGGAAAAUACAAUUGAAACUGAAGGUCAGAUGAGAACAGAUAGCAUGUCACCAACAAACAGUAACCUAAAUGAUACCAUUGGCAACUCUGAUGAUAAAAAGAAUAAUGACAACAGCAGCAGUAGUAGCAGUGCUGACGAUGACGAUGACGAUAACGAUGGUGAUGAUGAUAAUAAUAAUAUUGUUACUAAUGAAGAUUAUGAAUAUGAUGACACAAUGGAUAAGCAAAGAGAGAUGAUCACAGAAUUGUUAAAGAAUAAUGAAGAACAAGCAAAAGAAGGUGACAAAGUCUAUAUUAUUCCUCAAUUCUGGUAUAAUACAUUUAUGAAUCCAGAUCUCAAAGAUUCAACACAAUUAGAGCCUAUAAAUACCAAAAUCAUUUCAAAAGAUUACGAUAAUUUUGUCUUAAACGAUUAUGAUAUUUGUCCAUACAUUGCUCUCCCAGAAAAUGUUUUCAACAAGCUUAUGGAAUGGUACGGACUAGAUGAAGUCUCUCAACCAAUUAUGACUUAUUUGAUAAAAGAUGAAGAGUCUAACACCUUGGUACCAGAGUACAAUAAAUGCAUAUUUAGACUCCAUUAUCUAACGAUGAAUCUUUCUCAAAAUAAAUUCCAAUCUACGCAUUAUAAAAAUACAAAUUAUAAGAACAAUGUUGUUUAUUUAUCAUUAUCACGGUUGUCUUCUUUAAAAGAUCUUAUGUCAAAACUUCUGAAUAGUUUCUUUUCCAUUGAAUCGGAAUUGAACAUAGACAAGACAGAUUUCAAGUUAUGGUUAGUUAAAGAUUCAGAAGAAAAUCAACAGGAUAGCGUAUUAAAUUUUAGCUACAGAAUCGAUCCAUUGCAAUUUGCUUUGUUAUCAAAUAUAUCAAGAAUCACCAUUGACACCGCAGACAAAAUCCUAAAGGAUAUAAAUAUGUUUUCUGGGGAUAUUGUGAUAGAGAUUAAACAUUCAAAUUGUAACUAUCAUUGGCUAUCUAACUAUUUUCACUAUAAUCCGAUUCAAAAUGGAGUUGGUAAUGUUGGUUUAAAUAACUUAGGUAAUACCUGCUAUAUGAAUUCUGCUUUACAAUGCCUGGCUCAUAUUCCACCAAUACGAGACUAUUUUAAAUUCGGUGCUUAUAAAAAUGAAAUAAACCUAGAUAAUCCAUUAGGAUUUCAAGGGAAUAUUGCAAAUGCAUUUUCUGCAUUGGUACAAAAUUUAUAUAAAAAUCAAUUUAUUCCAUCGGCUUCAUACGCACCUUCUCAAUUUAAACUAACAAUUGGACAUUAUAAUCAAAUGUUUUCUGGCUACUUCCAACAGGAUUCUCAGGAAUUUUUAGCUUUUUUAUUAGACGGACUCCAUGAAGAUUUAAAUAGAAUAAAAGAUAAACCAUAUGUUGAGAAGCCAUCUCUUGCUGAUGGUAGUGAUGUUAAUGAUUAUAAUAUCAUAGCCAGAUUAGCAGCAGAUACAUUAGAAGCACAUUUGAAAAGAAACGAUUCAAUAAUUAUUGAUUUAUUUGUGGGUUUAUAUAAAUCAACUUUAAAAUGCCCCGUUUGCAAUCAUGUGUCUAUUACAUUUGAUCCAUAUUGUGAUUUGACGUUGCCUAUUCCAGUUGAAUCUGUGUGGAAUUUCAAAGUAAAAAUUUUCCCUCAAAAUUCACCUCCAUGUAUCAUGGAAGUUGAACUUAAAAAGACAAGUACAUAUCAAGAACUGAAAGAAUAUGUAUCAAAUAUUGUUAACAUAGCUUUCGAUAGUCUGUAUGGAUGUGAAAUUUACAACCACCAAGUCUUUAAUUACUUUGAAUCACUGACAUCUAGUUCCAGAUAUUUACCUAUUAAAGAGCUUAUUUCUGAUCUUGAUGAUAUUAUAUUCUAUGAACUCAUUGUAGAUCCUGAUAAGCACAUGGUCUUUCCUGUUUUAAAUACGCUCAUUGAUGGAACAUAUAAAUCACCAAUGCUAUUUGGUGUUCCUUUCUUUAUAGUGUUGCGAAAAGAAGAUUUAAAUAACCCUGGCGCCAUCAGAAAGUCACUUGAAAUAUCAUUUUCUAAACUGAGUGGUGGAUUUGGAAGCUUUCCUAUUUUACUUUCUAAACAGUUUGACCCAGUGACAGAUGGUAAUUUCAUUAAGGAAAAAUAUGACUUAAAUUUAGAUGAGGUUAAAGAUAUUUAUCAAUAUUCCAAUACGAGCGACAAACCUACUGAUUGCUAUUUUAAAAUAAAAAUUAUGGAUAUCACAAAUGACAAAAAAUGUUCUAAUAAGGUAGUUUCAGUGUUAAGAGAAGAAGAGGAUUCAAAAGAUGUAGUUGAUUCAUUACCUGAAGUAUGGAUACCGUCACCCCAUAUUAACGUAAGCAAAUCGGUCGAUAUUACAUCAUUAUUAGACCCAGUUGUGAAUGAUGUGUACGACCUAUAUUCUCUGACUCACGAUACAAAUGAUACGGAUGAGCCAUCUGAAACCAUGAGUGAGGCAAGCUUGAGUCCAACUUUUGAAUCUAACUUAUACACAACUGCCUCUAAGGAUUCAUCUUAUCCUACACCCAAAGAAGGUGGCUCGAUUGAAAAGGCUCUGUUAUUAGAUUCGAAUAAGCUUAUUAUAUGUGAAUGGAAUGAAAGUAGCAUGCGUGAAGUGUUUGAUUUCAAUCCAGAGUUAAAUUGGGAAAAACCAGCACUGAUUAAAAAUGUGGAGUUGGAGAAGACAAGAGAAUUGGGCCAGGACAAAGAAGAGAAAAAUAUUACUUUAGAAGAUUCUCUAAAUCUAUUUGAAAGAGCAGAAGUCUUAGGUAUAAAUGACUCAUGGUAUUGUCCAAAGUGUAAGCACCACAGACAGGCCUCAAAACAGAUUCAAUUAUGGUCAACUCCAGAUAUUUUGACAAUUCAUCUGAAAAGGUUUGAAACACAAGGAUCAUUCAGUGACAAAAUUGAUGAUGUAGUUGAUUUCCCAAUAAAUGGAUUAGAUUUAUCAAAACAUAUUCUUGAUAAAUCUACUUCACAACUGAAUAUAUAUGAUCUAAUCGCAGUUGAUAAUCACUAUGGUGGAUUAGGGGGAGGGCAUUACACAGCAUACAUAAAAAAUUUGAUUGACAACAAAUGGUAUUAUUUUGAUGAUUCCCGUGUUUCUGAGACAGUUCCUGAAAGAAGUGUUGCAGGUUCAGCAUAUUUAUUGUUUUAUAUGCGUCGAACAUCGGAUGGUAAUGUAGGCGGUGAAAAAUUGAAUGCUGCUAUUAGGAAAGGUCGUGAAGAAUGGGAAGCUCAAUAUACAGCAUUUCAAGCCAAACAAAAUGAAAUAUAUUCCAUUAACAAAACAGAUGAUGAUCUAUCUUCAGAAGAAGAAUCAGAUAAUGAAAAUAUACAAAAUGACGAUGACUCUAACGCUAGAGACGAUAAAAGAAAUGAUAUGUCAAUAAAAGUAGUCAACUCUGGUAGUAUGCCAUUGGAACAAACAAAGCUAAGGGAUUAUAAUAUCAAAAGUCUUGAAGUGGGAUCAAACAAGAGCUUCGAUGAUAAUGUAAGCAAGAUAGAUGUUAUUGAAAAUAACUCUGGGAGACGUAAAUUACGUUUACUUAAGAAAAAUUACACUUCAACAGAACAAAUUCCGAGUUCUCCUAUUAAGAACUCUUCUUCGCCAAAUACAUAUAGUGAACUAGCUAAACCUUCAUCAAGCAGUCAUACAGAGUCGGGCUCCGAAUGUACUACCGACGAAGUAGAUUAA
Messenger RNA from Tetrapisispora phaffii CBS 4417, 3861 nucleotides. RefSeq names its product putative ubiquitin-specific protease UBP12 (gene UBP12). Gene Ontology annotation, biological process: protein deubiquitination. The coding region runs from base 1 to 3861 and encodes 1286 amino acids. Lineage: Eukaryota; Fungi; Ascomycota; Saccharomycetes; Saccharomycetales; Saccharomycetaceae. The transcript has a single exon. Gene Ontology annotation, molecular function: cysteine-type deubiquitinase activity. The record is from RefSeq and is a predicted model, not a curated record.